AUGGAGGUCGUCAACAAUGUCUUCCACCGCUUCCUCCUCCUUCUCGCCCUCUCCUCUCUCUUCUCCUCCCCCGGCAUUGCCAUUUGCGUUCCCCGAAACACCUCCCUCUUUCAAUUCUCUACUCUUCCACUUCCUACACCAAGCACCCCGCCGGUUUACAUUUCGCAGUCGAUAUCUCGAAAACGAACGCCGAAGUCCGAGGGGAAAUCGAGUUCGAAAUCGGCGUCGUCGUCGAGGGAGCCGACCGAAUUGGUGCAGAUCUGCGAUGUGACGAGCAAUCCAAAGCUGUGUGAAUCCUCGAUUUCAUCUAGCAUCCAUGAAUCAACGGUGAAUCCUGUUUCAGCACUGAAAACGGAAAUUCAGCUAUCGAUUAAAGAGGUGGAGAACGCAAUUGCGGUAUUGAAAAAACUGUACAAAGAAUCUGGUUCAACGAAAGCGGAAGACGCGUGCUACGAUACUUGCCUGGAGAAUUUCGAUAUGGCGAUUGAUGAUCUACGGACCGCAACGGAAGCGAUCGACGUGAAUGACGUUGGUAGAAUGCAGAGCGCACUGACGGCCGUAUUGACGGAUCUGGUGACUUGCGAUGAUACUUUUGUGGAGAUGGGAGUGGAUUCUCCAUUGGACUAUCUUAGUAUCAAAAUGAGUAAGUACGCCAGUAACUGCUUGGCCAUUUCCAAAUUGCUUCUGUGA
Messenger RNA from Cucurbita pepo subsp. pepo (vegetable marrow), 690 nucleotides. Its product is annotated as 21 kDa protein. Gene Ontology annotation, molecular function: enzyme inhibitor activity. Lineage: Eukaryota; Viridiplantae; Streptophyta; Magnoliopsida; Cucurbitales; Cucurbitaceae. The record is from RefSeq and is a predicted model, not a curated record.